AGGAUACGUUAACAUGCCUGACAGGUUCACUCUGCUUACUUUCAGCUUUUGUUUCAUACUUCACAAUGUUUGUAGUUGGAACGUGAGUGAACCUCUCAACCACACAUUCAAUGACGACGACUCGGUCAGUGUCACAUGCAUGUUUAAUGGAGAGGAAAAGUUUGAAUUAGAAGCUAAGUUGAAAAUGAAUGAUAAAUAUGUUUGUGAGGUUUAUAACAAAAGCCAAGAACAGGGCACGCAUAAACAUGACUGUACAUGGCAGCAUAAGGACAACAAAUUCACGUUCACCUUAAUGAAACCUGAGGGCUUACACAAAAAUACAUUUUCCUGUGAGAUAUCCAAAAUUAAACCAUUUCCAGUCAAAAUUCAAGAAGGACCAAAAACAAAGCUUUUCCGAGGUUGCAAUAAGUCUUUGGCUCCACCGAAGAACAGUUGUCCAUUCACUAACCAAACAAAUAACCAGGAUCACAGACCUGUAGAAAGUCACACACCUGAAGAAAUGUAUACCCUAUUAAUCUGUGGUCUGAUAAUAGUGGUGGUAAUGCUGUCUGUCUACAGCAUUAUUCUUACGGCAGUCUACAUAAGAUUGAGGGCCACAAAGCCUGAGUCUUCUGACACACUGACCUAUGUCCCAAUGCAGAGGAAUGUAAACCGGCGUGAUCUAGACAACACCGAAUAUGUGGACAUGCGUGAAGUGCAGAAACGGGGAGGAUCCCACAGAGAUAUGAACCACAACUCUCAUCUUGCUAUUGCCUGAGCCCAUUUCUGGCAUAAGUGAGCUCAUGCUUUAACUGCUCUAGGACUUACUGCUGGAUGAAUUUUACUUAGGCUACACUAAAGAAUAUCACAGGACAAAACUAUUGCCUUUCUACCAAACAAAACAGACUUUCCUGAAUGCCUGAAUCUGCAUAUUGCGGCUGCACUGCAUACAUUACGCAGUCUUGAUGUUCUCUGUGUCAGAUGGUUUCAUCUGGUGGCUUGUACAACCUAAUGCUGAAUUGUAGAUAUGCCAAGCUAAAUGUAUAUGAAGUAUUUAGCUUGGGAAUUUUUUAAUUAUUAUUUUGAUC
This is a messenger RNA of Sinocyclocheilus anshuiensis, 1067 nucleotides long. RefSeq lists its product as uncharacterized. The transcript has 5 exons. Lineage: Eukaryota; Metazoa; Chordata; Actinopteri; Cypriniformes; Cyprinidae. Bases 14 to 757 code for a protein of 247 amino acids. Gene Ontology annotation, biological process: T cell receptor signaling pathway; regulation of T cell proliferation. Gene Ontology annotation, cellular component: external side of plasma membrane. The record is from RefSeq and is a predicted model, not a curated record.